Molecule: messenger RNA, 2817 nt
Organism: Thecamonas trahens ATCC 50062
Lineage: Eukaryota; Apusomonadida; Apusomonadidae
Exons: 1
Coding region: 1-2817 (938 amino acids)
Biological process (GO): snRNA 3'-end processing
Cellular component (GO): integrator complex
Source: RefSeq, a predicted model, not a curated record
AUGGCGUCGGCAGUGGCCAGAGUGGUCGACGCAGCUCCACCGCCGCCGCAUGGUGCGGUCCUGCUCCCCAGCCUGGCCAUGCUUGCCUACGCACUGCCGGAGCCAGACAGCGACGUGGUGGAGCGGGAGGCCGAGGCGUCGGCCGCCGCGGACAAGAUUGCCGGCUAUCUCGACGCGCACUUCCAGGCACCAGCGAUCCUUGCCCUGCUCGACGCCGGGCUGGCCUGGCAGGCCGAUGCGCCGCGUCCGGUCCCGCCCAAGGAUCCGGCUGGCUUUGCCGCCGCCGCGCCUCCCAGCCAGCUCGCUGUCGCCGCUGACCUGCCGCCGGCGUUGCUGGCCGACACAGCGGCGGCGCCGCGGGUCACUGCCGCACUGGCGGUCGGUCUCUUGACCGGCGUCGCCGAGCCCGAACGGGUCUUUUCCCACCUCGCUGCUGCUGCGGCCGCCACUGCCGAGCCCGGGCCAGUGGUGGCGCGCAUGGCUGCCCUCCUCGCCAAUGCACCGUUUCUCUUCCCGGUCGCGCUCCGCGCCAUCGUCGCCUGUGACAAUCCAGAGCCGAGUCUGGUGGCGCUGCUGGUCCGUCUUCGGCCCGAUGCGCUGCAAGCGGUCCGCGCUGGCCUCCUCGCCCAUCCAACGGGUCCGCGGGCCAUUGCUGCGGCCCUGGAGUUGACACUGGCCCACGCUCGCGCCGAGCUGCCAGCGGUUGUCGAGGCUGCGCUCGCUUUGCCGGAGUGUGUGGCCAAGCUGGCAAGGGAUGGCGGCCUUGACGCGGUGGUGGACGCGCUGGUGUCGGUUACUCCGGCCAGUGCCGGCCCAGCGCAUGUUGCGGCCGCGCUCAAGCUGAUUGCGGCGAUUCUGGGCGUGGCCAAGGCCAGCGUCGGAGAUGACGUGCUUGUGCGGGCGCUUCAGCUCAUCACCGCGCAUGCUGGGCGCUCGGGCUUGGUCUGCCGCAUCGGGCUCUGCUUCCUGCUCGUGGUACCGAGCCUCACCGCCGCUGUCGGCAACGAUACAGUGUGGGAGGCGCUGCGGGCGCUGCGAACGAGCUCCGAGGCGACGAACCUACUCCUUCUCAUUUCGAUCCACUUUCACACUGGUGCGCACGUGGCGGUGGCCGACACGGUGCGGCGGCUGCUUGGUAUGCGGGUCGCACUCCACAACGAGUCGCUCUCGGCGAUGGCCAAGCUCUUCACCUCUGUGCAGCUGUUCGACGAGCGCGAAGUGGCGCGGUCUGCGCCGCAGCUUGUGGUCCCGUCACCGCUGACGGCGAGUGCGGCGUCGCACUCGACGGCCCUCGAGUCGAUGUACCACCUGUGCAAGUCGUCGGUCCUCACCCGGCAUCAAGUUGAUGUUUCGGCUUGGGUGUGGGAUGCGGUGGCUGCAGCCGACUAUCCGCUGCAUCCGCUGCUGCCUGCGCUGGUCGCGGGACUUGUGGCGUCUUCGGAUCCAUCGCUUCCUUGGUCGAUGGCGCUGUUUGAGCUCGACGCUCUUAGCAAAGCGCUCGAGGCCAAGACCGGCGCCCUGGCGCGGCCGCUGUCGGCUUCGGCUGUUCUGCUCAUCUUUUACGUGUUGAGUGUCAACUACCGAGCGCUGACCGCAAGUUCGAGCACGAUCGCGGCGUGCAAGUACCCCGAUGAGUUUGUAGAGGCGCUGCCUUUGCAGGCGCUGUGGGUGCAAAUGGCGUCGGAGCGGGCACCGCUUGGGAGCAAGGAUGCUUCGGGCCUCGCGCUGGUUGAGCCGGCAAUGGCCAAGAUGAUGCUCGGACUUGCGCCGCACGCGUUUACGGUAGUCCAGCUGGUGGCGAUGGGCACAACGGCACUGCCGGCAGCGCACAUGCCGCCCAUCUCGCUCUUUCGGCGGCAGCGAGAAGCGAUGGCUGCAACGGGUGCCGAGUUGGCGGCCGAGGUGGAGAGCGCUGUCCGCGACGGUGACGGGCCGCUGCUGGCCACGGCGCUGGAGCGCGGAGCGGUAUGGAUGUGGCGGAUGCGCGGAGCGGGAGGCAACAAGCUCCGGAGCGCGGUGGUGAAGCAUGUGGUGGGGCGCGAGGUGGCCGGCGCCCUCAGCAGCACUGCGUCAGCCGCGCUGUAUUGGCUGCUCUGGGGUGCGAUGCAAGAGACAGCUUGGCAGGUGGUGUGCGAGAUUGUGGCGCAUCUGCAGGAGGCGCCGACGCUGACGCCGGCGCAGCUGGCGCACGACCCGCUGCUCUUUCUGCGCCUGCCAGACGAGGCAUUUACCGUUGCGCCUCUGGUCGAGCUUGUGCUUCAUGGCCUGCAUAUGGGCCUUGCGGCGGCGACCUCGUCUGUGUUGCGGACCAAGGCCGGGACUCGGGAAGAGACGUCGACGUUGCUGAUGGGCCAAGAGUGCGCAGUGGUGCUGAUGGCCAUCGAGGCUGUUGGCGUGGCCGCGCGCGAGGGUGCCGAGGAAGCGAUGGCAGUUCUCUGCCAGUUUGUGCACGAGAAGUUCAUUGCCAACGUCCUGCUCUGCAAACUCGUGCACUUUCAGAUGUACAGUCCUGAGCUCAUUCCGUUGCUUGUGGCCGGCGUGCCGUCAAUGCAUGUGGCAUCGUCGUUUAUGCCCGAGUUGCUGAUGGCGCCGUCGACAGAGCACGUCCGGUUUGGCAUCCUGGUCAUGGCUGCACUUGCGGAACGAUACCCGCUGCCGAGCAUGUGUGACGUAGCUGGCCUUGCUGUUGGGCGCGCCAGCGAGGUUGCCGGAGAAGGCGAUUCCAUCAUCAGCGCGGCGGCCGAGCAGCUGCGUGAGGUCUUUGGCGCGCAUCUCCGGCCACACACCCGACCCGGCGGCGAGCCUGGCCGCGGAUAA